Messenger RNA from Arabidopsis arenosa, 1055 nucleotides. The record is from the annotation of a GenBank genome assembly. NCBI's taxonomy places the organism in Eukaryota, Viridiplantae, Streptophyta, Magnoliopsida, Brassicales, Brassicaceae.
UUUUUGCUAUUCUUCUUCUCACAUAUCACCAAAAGAGAAUAGUUUUAGCAAAAGAAAGAGUUUCACGUUUCUACACAAUUUAAACGAUUCUCAAAAUGGCUUCUCUCAUUUCUGCAACUCUCUUGUCCCUUUUGUUACUCUCAAACGUGAACGCCUAUCCGAAACAUGGAUUCACCCUUGAGCUGAUCCACCGCGAUUCUCCCAAAUCACCGUUCUACAAUCCCGAUGAGACCUCUUCACAACGUAUGAGAAAUGUUGUCCGCCGUUCUGCUCGCAGUACACUCCAAUUCAGCAAUGAUGAUGCUUCACCAAACUCACCACAAUCAGUUAUCACUUCAAACCGCGGUGAGUAUCUCAUGAACAUAUCGAUUGGGACUCCCCCGUUCCCGAUACUAGCAAUUGCGGAUACGGGCAGCGACUUGAUUUGGACUCAGUGCAAUCCUUGCAAAGAUUGUGACGUUGCCGCUGACACCCUGACGAUUGGAUCUAGCCGUCUUCGCCCUGUGUCGCUUAGAAACGUGAUCAUUGGGUGCGGACACGACAACACUGGAAUCUUUGACGCGGCUGGCUCAGGGAUCAUCGGACUCGGAGGAGGAUCUACAUCGUUAGUCUCACAACUCGGGAAAUCCAUCAACGUUGCUUCUACAAUCAAAGUAGAGCGAUUGCAAGAUCCUAAUAGAGUUCUGAGUCUUUGUUAUAGAGACACCUCUAGUUUUAAAGUUCCAGACAUAACUGUUCAUUUCAAAGGAGGUGAUGUGAAACUCCACAAAGUGAAUACGUUUGUGGAAGUGUCUGAAGAUGUGUCUUGCUUUGCAUUUGCUGAAAAUGAACAGCUAACAAUCUAUGGGAACUUGGCGCAAAUGAACUUCCUUGUUGGAUACGACACAGUUUCUGAAACUGUGUCGUUUAAGAGGACUGAUUGUGCCCAAAUGUAGCUCACUAAACCUUCUUACAAUUAUACUAUCCAUUUUCUUUCUUAAGAAUUGUUUAUUUUUCUCCUGAAGUACAUGUUACAUUUCUUUAAAAUUGGUCUAAAAUAUAUGGGUGGUUACCUU